Messenger RNA from Aspergillus luchuensis, 4605 nucleotides. RefSeq lists its product as uncharacterized. The record is from RefSeq and is a predicted model, not a curated record. Gene Ontology annotation, molecular function: protein binding. NCBI's taxonomy places the organism in Eukaryota, Fungi, Ascomycota, Eurotiomycetes, Eurotiales, Aspergillaceae. The transcript has 3 exons. The coding region runs from base 1 to 4605 and encodes 1534 amino acids.
AUGCCACUGUGCAAGUCUGGGUGUCUUUCGACAUUGCUUGGGAGUUUUAGGAAAGACAGACAUGCAGAGGAGGGAAGGCACGAGGCAGACGACCAAAAAGUCGAGGAAAAUGACGAGAGCACCCCUGCAAAAGGCUAUCCCAGCAGUGACGCUGCUGGCAACGUUAGUCAAACUACAGAAUUGCGACAAGAUGAUGGAUUACAUGCUACUGAUGACAAGACUACCAGUGACGCUGGUGGACACCGUGGACAACAGGCCAUUAACCAGGCGGAUUCUAUUCACAAAGCUCUCUGGGACAAGGCCUAUAACAACCUCAAAAAUGACCCGGCAAAGAAAGAAUACGUUUCAAGGUAUGAGGAUCUGCUUCAAAGGGUGUUUCUGAGCCAGUACACGGCCGAGAAAGUAGUCGAAACGAAUGAGUCUUCUCAACACCUCGGAGAAGAACAAAUGAAAAAAGUGGUCGAAGAACGCCUUUCGAGAAUUGAGAAAUACAAGAAAGCUAUUGAGCAUUCGGAGAGCACUAUCAAUGUGAUCAAGCAGGUCAAAUCCAUUCUUGACAUCCCUCUGAAGAAUGUCUCUCAGACUGCACUGCCGUGGGCCGUCAUCUCAUCAAGCGUUGAUAUAUUGCUCAAGCCAGUCAGCGCUGGAGCAGCUCUCUACAACGGCGUAGCUUAUGCGGUUUCUAGAAUCGAGUGGUACUCGAAAUUGACCAACAAACUUCUAUGUGAGGACAGCAUAAAAGAUGAUCAGUCGCUACACAGAAUACGAGAGGACGUAGCUGGGCGAAUCACGUCGUUGUAUGAGUCACUGCUGUUCUAUCAAAUCAAGAGCGUCUGUUUCUAUUACAAAAGGUAUCAGCUCCUAGUGUGGGCUCGCGGAUUGCUGGACCUGGACGAUUGGAGUGGCGAUCUCAAACACAUUCAAGAGGCAGAAGAUGCUCUUGCCAGGGAUUGCGCGCUUUUUGACAUGGAAUACAUGAAGGGUCAAAUGAGAGCGAUGAUCAUGGAUACCGAGACAGCGGAAGACUCCCAGGAGUUUCAGAAGCGUCUGCAGGCUAUACGCCGCGUGGAUCCGCAGGCUACCGUAAAAACCAUCGAAAGCUUAAAAGAGAGUGUCAUGGAUGACCUAUAUACCUGGAUUUUUGAUACUGAGCAAUCCAAGGGCUUUAUGUGUUGGGAAGAGCACGGGCCUAGACGACUUUGGAUCAGUGGGCAGGCUGGAACUGGAAAGACAAUGCUUUCAAUAGGCACUAUAAAAGAACUGCAAACACGGGGUCUCAGGGAUCCAGUGGCCCCCACGAUCCUAUACUUCUUCUGCCAACACACCCAUGCAGAUUUGAACAACGGGGUUGCAGUACUCCAAAGCCUGGUGUGGAUGCUUCUCCGGCAACAGCCCCACUUAAGCUCACACCUUGACGAGCAAUUCUCUCAUUCAGGACAGAAAUUCAUCAGUGAUUGCAACUCAUUCGCUACAUGGUGUGAUCUGUUGACAAGCGUGCUGAUAGAUUCAGCUCGUGUCAUAAUUGCCGUCGACGCUCUUGAUGAAUGUGAGGAAGGUUCGCGCAGGCAACUAUUGCGAUUCAUGAACGGGAUUAUUAAUAAGGAAAGAAUGUCCCAUGUCAAAUGGUUCAUUACCAGUCGGCCACUAUUGGAGAUUCCAGACAGCCGACCUGAGACAACACUACAAUACCAUAGGCUUCUGCUGCUGGAUGAUCAGAACCUCAUUCCCUGGAUAAACGCUUAUAUCGACCGGAAGGUCCAGGUGCUUCGAGACAAAGCUCAGAACCAAGAGCGUGUUGAUAGGAUAAAAGAUCAGUUACAUGACCGAGCCAGCAACACGUAUAUCUGGGUUUCUUUAGUAUUCGAGGAGAUAGAAAAUGCACCCGAGGCCCGGUGGCAGAAAGUCAUUGAAGAUACCCCACGGCAGCUGAAUGAGUUAUAUGAUUAUCUGCUCAGGCAACUGCCCUGGCCGGAAUGCAAAUCCGUUCUGUGUGUUGCAAUGGUGGCACGCCGGCCUUUGUCUUUGUGGGAAAUUGAGCAACUUACGGGAAUGGAAACAGGUGUCAAUGCAGGAAGGGACUAUGUAACUGGGUGCAGGUCGUUCCUGAGUAUCCGUGGCGAGAUGGUGUAUUUCAUCCACCAAUCUGCUCAAGACUGGCUACUUUUGAACCAGCACCAGCUUCGUGACGGAUUUCCACAAGACCAUGGCGUGCUUGAGAAGUGCAUUCAUCGCGAAAUCCUCGAAAACUCAAUAGAAGGAAUGAGGAAGACGUUGAGCGAGAACAUAUAUCAGCUUCCUCACUAUGGCAUUGCUUUAGAAGAGAUUGAAACUCCCUCACAAGAUCCACUUGCACCGAUUCGCUACGCUUGUCAAUACUGGGCCUUCCACCUCAAGGAAGGUGAGGUCAAGACAGAUAUUGACCUGCUUGGCUUUUUACGUCAGCGCUUUCUUCACUGGCUGGAGGCGUUGGCGUUCAUGAGAAUUAUGCCCGAAACAGUGGGAAUUAUUGACAUGUUAAGUUCCACGCCCGCAAUGACGUCAAACCCUGAAGUACGCGAAUUUUUGCUGGAUGCAAAGCGAUUUGUCUGGAGGCACCAACAAUUGAUUAUGACCGUACCACUCCAAGUUUACGUAUCUGCGCUUAUAUUUACACCAAAGGCCAGCUUAGUGCGGGAAACAGGAAGUAUCCCGAAAUGGAUCGACCAGGGACCAAGCUUGGAAGAGGAUUGGGGGCCUCUUUUACAAACCUUCACAUUUUCUAUGCAUGCUUUUAAAACGUGUUCUGUCUCCUGGUCACCUGACGAUCAAUUAAUUGCAGGUUUCUCAAAUGGUUUCCCAGUUGGUUUCUCAAAUGGUUUCUCAGAUGGUUUCUCGGAAGGAGAGUUGAGGAUAUGGGAUGCAAGAACAGGAAGAAUGGUCAGGGAGAUUGAGGUUGAGGAGGAUCUCAGGUCGGAGCAUGAUUAUAUGGCGGAGAAAGAUGUGCCUUGCGUCACCUUCACCCCAGACGGUCAAUUGUUGCUCGCACUAACACUGUAUAAAGUGUAUAUGUGGGAUACAGCUACAUGGGAAAUCUCGCAUAUAGUGGAAUGCCCAAGUGCUACGAAGAGAUUUGCGGUAUCUCCCAAUAGCCAGUUACUCGCGUGCUUCCGAAAUGACGAAAGAAUAGACCUAUGGCAGAGAAAUGGCACCUUAUGGACUUUGAAGUGGACAUACCAGAGCCCAUUGGGAAGGCCGGAACCUGAGCUACCGUCGGGUCUGUCGUUCUCAUUUGAUAACCGCCUACUCGCUUCUACUAUAGGUUUCAGCAGCAUAGGGUUUUUGGACACUGAACUUGGCGAAUUACAGGGAGAAAUCGUGCAUAGGGGGGUGACUGCAAUCAAGUUUUCUAGGGACGGCAAACUUUUGCUACAUUCAGCUAAGACUGUCGAGAUAUGGCGGCAAAGAGACGGGUGGGAACUGGACCGCAAGAUUGAUUUACCAGGGUCAUUCGAAAGUUUUGCAGUUUCUCCCGAUGACAGGCUUAUUGCACUAGCAAAAGCUCAUUAUUCGACAAUUCAAGUGGUAGAGACAGGGGAGGGUGUCCUGGUGCAAACUCUGGGGGGUCACACAGACAGGGUUGACAAUUUAGCCUUCUCUUCAGACAGCCAAUCUCUUGUGUCCAGUGGAAGGGAUAAUAUCAAAGUAUGGAGAAUUGUACCUGGAAAGCUCGACAAAGCCCCAUUUGAACAACGUGAAUCGAUCAGAGAGGUGGCACUCUCUGCCCGGUUCGUGACAUUGAAUUUUGGGGGUGUGAUCGAAACACGGAAUGAAGAUACAGGAGAGCAUCAAAGAACAUUCAGUGCACCUGGUUAUCGUGAUUCUGACUGGGACGUGACUGUUUACGACGUGGCUGUUUCCCCAGACGAAAAGCUGAUGGCAUGGCCAUCUCACGACGGGUCCAUCAAGGUGUCGAACGCAGAGACGGGACAGAUUAUUGCGACACUAAAGAAAAGACUGCCAUAUGGAAACUUUUGCUCAGUGUCUAAAAUAGUAUUCUCUUCCAACAGUAAACUACUGGGCUGGUUAGACGACAAGGGGACUGUUCGGGUAUGGAGCAUACGACAUUGCAGCCUUUUGAAAUCGUAUCGAUGGGGAGUAGUUAAUGAUUUUGUUCUUCAUCGAUGGGGACGGGAAAAAUUGUCACUCAUUCUCCAAUCUCUGCAGAAUGAGCUCACCAUGAGUGAGGAAGUUGGAUGCAGUCCAGAGGAUUGCCUCUCCCAAGAUGAUGCCGCACAUACUCCAAGAAUCGCCAUUGAAGAUGAUUGGGUGGUCUUGGGGGAGCAGAAAAGCAUCUGGUUGCCUCCAGAAUAUCGGCCUGGGAGGUUUGAUGGCGGCUGGGAUACUCAAAACGAUGUACUUUUUAUUGGACUUAGCUCUGGCGGAUUUUACUCCAUUCGGUUCAACCCCCACGAGAUGUCAGCUGGGCAAUUGCAACGGGACGAUGCUGAGGAAGAUUAUGAUGCCGACAGCUCAAGUGACUCAUCGCUUUAUUAUCUUUAUCUUCAUGACGAAUCUGCCAGCGACGGUCUUUCUUCGGACUCGGGAUACUUGGCUGAUGCGGAAUGA